AUGAACAAUGAUCAGUUCCGCAAGCUCGUGCUUGCAAACUCGAAACACUCCCCAGGUGCCAAGAAUGGGCCCUCCCCUGAGGCCGACAGCCGUAGCGGCUCGGGGUCGCUUGGUUCGCGGCAACGAGCCAGCAUCCCCAUGACGCCUCGCUCGGUCGCAGGUGCCCAGGCGGAAUUUGCUCGACAGCUCGCCGAACGAAACCAAGCCGCCCAGCCACAGAAGAAUUUCAAGGCCUUUGUGCCCAAAGGCGCCAAGCUGGCCGCUGGCUACACCGAUCGGACAAAAGAGAGACUGGACGAAGCUGCGGACGAUAGAAAAGAGAGACUGGCGGCGCUCGAGCAGUCCCUGAACAAAGGCGAGGUGGACAAGGAAACAUACGACAAACUGAGGUUCGAGAUUGCCGGCGGGUCUCUAGAGACAACCCAUCUGGUCAAAGGCCUGGACUUUAAGCUCCUCGAGAGAGUGCGGCGCGGAGAGGAUGUUUACAGCAACAAGAAGGGCGAUGCGAGCGAUGACAAGUCCGACGAAGACGAUGUCGAUGAUGCCUUUGACGAACUGGAGCGGAGAGAAGUGAGCGCCAUCGAAAAGGAACAGACAGAGAGGAAGGCGGGGCAGCUCGCAGCGUUCCCUGUAGUGGCCGGGAAAAAGAAAUCACGGAAUCAGAUCCUGGCAGAGCUCAGGGCAUCAAGAGAGGCGGCAAAAGCUCAGCAAGUGUCGUCGCUGGGGAGCAAGUUCAAAAAGAUUGGGACCAAGCAGAAACCCGGAACGCGGAUUGAGCGCGACAAAAAGGGGCGGGAGGUGCUCAUCAUCGUUGACGAGGACGGAUACGAGAAGAGAAAAGUACGGAAGCUAAAGGCUUGGGAAGAAGAGGACGAGGAUGGGGCAGGAAACGACCUGCCGAUGCCGGACCCCAGGGCGAAGCCUCUGGGCAUGGAGGUUCCUGAAGAGUACAGACAAAGGGCGGGGCCCGAGGAGGACGUGGACGACGACAUCUUUGGUGGCGUCGGUGACGAUUACGAUCCCCUGGCUGGCAUGGAUGUUUCCGACUCGGACUCGGACUUGGACUCGUCGCGGCCGGAAGAUAUCGAUGGGCAACGGUCAAACGAGGCCGCAAACGGGCCGAACAAGGCAGGAAUGUCAGAUGCGGAGAUGAUGCCCCCGCCGCCCAAGAUUACGAAGCCCGCAGCCCCGCACAACUAUUUCAAGGACUCCAAGACCGGACUCUUGUCAGCAGAGGCAGCCGAGAAGCCGUCGAUGAAGGACCCGGCGAUCAUGGCGGCCAUCAAGAGGGCAGCAGCCCUCGGCCAUAUCGGGGAUGGCGACGGCGACAAGGACGAGGCGGGCAAGGGAGGCGAGUCGAUGGAGGAGCGGCGCAGGAGGCUACUGCGGAUGAGCGAGCGGGACGAUGCCGACUUGGACAUGGGCUUUGGAACGAGCAGGCUGGAAGACGAGGAGGACGGCGACGAGCAGAGAGUCAAGCUGUCGGCGUGGGACGGCGGCGGCGGGGACGGCGGCGAGGGCGGGAGCAGGGGCGGGCAGGGCAAGAGGAAGCGGGGCCCGAAGAAGCGCAAGGGAGACGCCAACAGUGCGGCCGACGUGCUGCGCGUCAUGGAGCAGCGCAAGAAGUCGUGA
Hirsutella rhossiliensis is the source of this 1632-nucleotide messenger RNA. RefSeq names its product RED-like protein. The record is from RefSeq and is a predicted model, not a curated record. The transcript is spliced from 2 exons. Lineage: Eukaryota; Fungi; Ascomycota; Sordariomycetes; Hypocreales; Ophiocordycipitaceae. The coding region runs from base 1 to 1632 and encodes 543 amino acids. Gene Ontology annotation, cellular component: nucleus. Gene Ontology annotation, biological process: mRNA splicing, via spliceosome.